AUGGUGUCAUCCUCAAACCUUACACUGGAGCAGCAGGUGGUGAUUUCAUCCUUCGGUGCAACAAAAUUCAUCUUGCCCGGCAAAGUGCCCGGCAAAGUGCCCGGCAAAGUGCCCGGCAAAGUGCCCGGCAAAGUGCCCGGCAAAGUGCCCGGCAAAGUGCCCGGCAAAGUGCCCGGCAAAGUGCCCGGCAAAGUGCCCGGCAAAGUGCCCGGCAAAGUGCCCGGCAAAGUGCCCGGCAAAGUGCCCGGCAAAGUGCCCGGCAAAGUGCCCGGCAAAGUGCCCGGCAAAGUGCCCGGCAAAGUGCCCGGCAAAGUGCCCGGCAAAGUGCCCGGCAAAGUGCCCGGCAAAGUGCCCGGCAAAGUGCCCGGCAAAGUGCCCGGCAAAGUGCCCGGCAAAGUGCCCGGCAAAGUGCCCGGCAAAGUGCCCGGCAAAGUGCCCGGCAAAGUGCCCGGCAAAGUGCCCGGCAAAGUGCCCGGCAAAGUGCCCGGCAAAGUGCCCGGCAAAGUGCCCGGCAAAGUGCCCGGCAAAGUGCCCGGCAAAGUGCCCGGCAAAGUGCCCGGCAAAGUGCCCGGCAAAGUGCCCGGCAAAGUGCCCGGCAAAGUGCCCGGCAAAGUGCCCGGCAAAGUGCCCGGCAAAGUGCCCGGCAAAGUGCCCGGCAAAGUGCCCGGCAAAGUGAUACAUUUAGCUGUAACAUGA
Messenger RNA from Schistocerca nitens (vagrant locust), 696 nucleotides. RefSeq names its product tetra-peptide repeat homeobox protein 1-like. The record is from RefSeq and is a predicted model, not a curated record. Lineage: Eukaryota; Metazoa; Arthropoda; Insecta; Orthoptera; Acrididae. Bases 1 to 696 code for a protein of 231 amino acids. The transcript is spliced from 3 exons.